Messenger RNA from Jaculus jaculus (lesser Egyptian jerboa), 2503 nucleotides. RefSeq names its product E4F transcription factor 1 (gene E4f1). Gene Ontology annotation, cellular component: nucleus. NCBI's taxonomy places the organism in Eukaryota, Metazoa, Chordata, Mammalia, Rodentia, Dipodidae. The transcript has 14 exons. Gene Ontology annotation, biological process: regulation of transcription by RNA polymerase II. Gene Ontology annotation, molecular function: RNA polymerase II cis-regulatory region sequence-specific DNA binding; DNA-binding transcription factor activity, RNA polymerase II-specific. The coding region runs from base 1 to 2358 and encodes 785 amino acids. The record is from RefSeq and is a predicted model, not a curated record.
AUGGAGGGCGCGAUGGCAGUGCGGGUGACGGCCGCUCUUACGGCAGAAGCCCGGACCGAAGCCGGGCAUGAAGCGGGCGAGGGCGAGGUCGCGGCGGCGGCGGCGGCCUUGGCCCCCGGCGGCUUCCUCGGCCUCCCGGCGCCCUUCAGUGAGGAAGAUGAAGAUGACGUGCACAGAUGUGGCCGCUGCCAGGCGGAGUUCACUUCCUUGGAGGACUUCGUUCAGCACAAGAUUCAGAAGGCCUGCCAGCGUACCCCACAGGAGGCUCUGCCCCCCACCCCUGCUGCCACUGCAGGGCUGGGCCAGGAGGUGGUGCCCACAGCAGUGGAGGCUGGUCCAGAGGAGCCCAUCACUGUGGCCCACAUUGUGGUGGAGGCUGCCUCUCUGGCAGCAGACAUCAGCCAUGCUCCGGACCUUGUUGGUAGUGGACACAUCAAAGAGGUCAUUGUGGCUGCUGAAGCAGAGCCAGGGGAUGGUGAGAUGGCAGAAGCCCCAGGCAGCCCUAACCAUCAGGAGCUUGGGCUUGCUGGGGAGAGUGAGCAGGCCCAGGUUAAACUUCUGGUGAACAAGGAAGGUCGUUAUGUGUGCAUGCUGUGUCACAAGACCUUCAAAACGGGUAGCAUCCUUAAGGCCCACAUGGUCACUCACAGUAGCCGCAAAGACCAUGAGUGCAAGCUCUGCGGGGCCUCCUUUCGGACCAAGGGCUCGCUUAUCCGCCACCACCGGCGGCACACAGAUGAGCGCCCUUAUAAGUGUGCCAAGUGUGGAAAGAGCUUCCGGGAGUCAGGCGCCCUAACCCGGCAUCUCAAAUCUCUCACCCCGUGCACAGAAAAACUCCGCUUCAGCAUGAGCAAGGAUGCAGUUGUGGGCAAAGAGCCCAUGCCCACAGGAUCCAGUGCCUCCACUGUGGGGACAGUUACAGCAUCGUCUGUGACAGGCGAGCCCAUGGAGACAUCACCCGUGAUUCAUCUGGUGACAGAUGCUAAGGGCACAGUCAUCCACGAAGUCCAUGUCCAGAUGCAGGAGCUGCCCCUGGGCAUGAAAGCCCUGGCUCCAGAGCCACCAGGCCCUGAGGAGCUUCCCUGUUCCAGUGAGGGCAGCCGGGAGAACUUGCUGCAUCAGGCCAUGCAGAAUUCUGGCAUUGUCCUUGAGCGGGUCACUGGGGAAGAAGGGGCUUUGGAGCCAGGCCCUUCCUCUGAAUCUAGUCCCCAGGCCCUGGGAGACGGACCUCCAGAACUGCCCCUGAUAAAGGUGGAGCAGAUGGAGACACAGGUGACCAGUGAGGCCUCAGCUGUGCCCAGGACCCACCCUUGCCCUCAGUGCAGCGAGACUUUCCCGACAGCAGCUACCCUUGAGGCCCAUAAGCGAGGCCAUGAAGGGCCGAGGCCGUUCCCCUGCACACAGUGUGGCAAGGCCUUCCUCAAGGCCUACCUGCUCAAGAAGCACCAGGAGGUGCACGUGCACGAGCGCCGCUUCCGCUGUGGCGACUGCGGGAAGCUCUACAAGACCAUCGCCCACGUGCGCGGCCACCGGCGUGUCCACUCAGAUGAGCGGCCAUUCCCUUGUCCCCAGUGUGGCAAGCGCUACAAGACUAAGAAUGCCCAGCAAGUGCACUUCCGGACACACCUGGAGGAGAAGCCGCACGUGUGCCAGUUUUGCAGCCGAGGCUUCCGGGAGAAGGGCUCGCUGGUGCGGCACGUGCGGCACCAUACGGGCGAGAAGCCCUUCAAGUGCUACAAGUGCGGCCGAGGCUUCGCUGAGCAUGGCACGCUGAACCGGCACCUGCGCACCAAAGGGGGCUGCCUGCUGGAGGUGGAGGAGUUGCUUGUGUCUGAGGAGAGUCCCUCGAUGGCUGCCACUGUGCUUUCAGAAGACCCCCAUACUGUGCUGGUGGAGUUCUCAUCUGUGGUGGCUGACACCCAAGAGUACAUCAUCGAGGCCACUGCAGAUGACACAGAGACCAGCGAAGCCACAGAAAUCAUUGAAGGCACCCAGACGGAGGUGGACAGCCACAUCAUGAAGGUGGUGCAGCAGAUAGUGCACCAGGCCAGUACCGGACACCAGAUCAUUGUGCAGAACGUGACCAUGGACCAGGAGGCAGCACUGGGCCCAGAGGCUGCUGCUGCCGACACCAUCACCAUUGCCACUCCUGAGAGCCUGACAGAACAGGUGGCCAUGACGUUGGCUUCAGCUAUCAGCGAGGGCACCGUGCUGGCAGCCCGUGCAGGCACAAACAGUACUGAGCAGGCCACUGUGACAAUGGUGUCAUCGGAGGACAUAGAAAUCCUUGAGCAUGGAGGCGAGCUAGUCAUUGCCUCACCUGAAGGCCAGCUGGAGGUGCAGACAGUCAUCGUAUAACGUGGAGGCCUGUGGGGUCCCGGCUGGGCUGGGGCAGGGCAAGGGCAAGGACACUAAGUGCCUGCCUGGCCUGCACAGAAGACAGCUCAGAACUUCAGGUUUCCAAGGAAGAUGGGAAGUGUGAAUAUGUUGAAGCGAUUUUUUU